UCUUUGGCAUCGAUGCAUCUGGUUGCCCAAUCUUACACGUUCUUUUUCACUUGUGGAUGAUUUGCUUCUGAAAGAUCUGCUUCAGUUUUAUAAAUGUCUUCAUAGUCUGCAGUUAGGGUUAACGCAUAUGUGCCGUUUUCCCACAUUCUGCCAGACAAACGAGUCAAACUCAAAAUCCCUCAUGUGCCACACAGCUACAUCGGGUUUAAUCAUAAAACUGCAGUGUAUUCAGUGGCAAGCUCCUGUUUCCUCUCCCCCAGAUGAGAGGAGAGCAGUGCAGAGGAGAGCCUUCACCAGGUGGAUGAAUGUGUUUCUGCAGAGACGCGAUCCUCCAGUCGAGGUGCACGACCUGUUCACAGACAUUCAGGAUGGACGAAUACUGAUGGCUCUGCUGGAGGACCUGUCCGGGUGCAAGCUACUUUACAGGUUUAGGUCAUCUUCUCACCGCAUCUUCAGACUGAACAACAUUUCCAAGGCUCUGGCUUUCCUGGAUGAUAGACACGUGAAGCUGCCUGGCAUCGAUGCCUCAGGUAUCGCUGAUGGGAUCCCCUCUGCUGUUCUUAACCUUGUCUGGAAUAUGAUCCUGUAUUUCCAGGUAAAGGAAGUAUCGCGAGGCCUCCAGAGGCAUUUCUCUUCCAGCCUCUCUUCCUUAUCCACGAGCAGUUACCCCUCCUCCAGCGACCUCCCACCCCAGCCAAAUGACAUUGGCAGCUACUCCUGCAACACCCUGCCAAGCAAAGGCAGAAAGGCUGCCAGAGAGCCAAAGUACCAUGGGAAAGCAAUAAAGACUCUGCUGCAAUGGGUCCAAAGAUGCACAUCAAAGUUUGGGGUGGAGGUGCAUGACUUUGGCAGGAGCUGGAGGAGUGGGCUUGCAUUCCUAGCUAUGAUUAAGUUCAUAAACCCAGACUUGGUGGACCUGAGGGAGAGCCUGUCCAGACAUCCAAGAGAAAACAUUCAGCUGGCCUUCACGAUAGCCCAUCACAGUUUGGAUAUACCGCCUCUGCUGGAGCCAGAAGAUGUGUCUGGCACUUCACCAGAUGAGCAGUCCAUCAUCACCUAUGUGUCUAUGUUUCUGAGCCAUUGUUCAGACACGGAUGAAGACCAUACAGCAGAUAUCGAAGUUCCUGAGAUCCCAGAUUUUGGAUCACUCGAGUCUGUGAGCUCUGGAGAGACCCACGCCGACGACCCUAAAGCCCAAGCAGCAGUCCAAAGCUUAGAGAAGAGCAGCGAGCAGCUACUGUGGAAUCGCUGGGCCCGAAGAUCCUCAGGGAGUCCCCAAAACACCUUGCUUCAAACUAGUGAGGCCAUGCCACCAUUCAACAAAAAAAGAAGCAGGAGUCGAAGCAUUUUACAGCCACCCAGUCCUCUGGAAGCAAACAUAGUCAGCCAGGAGAUCCGAUCAUGGAUGGAGAACGCAUCUGCGGAUCAGGCCGAUAGCAAGCCCAGAGUGGAUGAAAGUCACCUUUCUUUGAGCUCAGAGGAAGGAAUCUACAGCUUGUCAGCACUGGACUCAGAUGAGGAGGAUGCCUACAGCUACAUCCUGGAUCUGAAGAACGAGGAUUUUCAACCAUAUAAUAAGCUGAAAGGACAAGUGCCAAGGGUUGAAGAGGAAACAGAGGAAGACAUGUUCCUGAGCGGAGAACAGACUGAAGAGUCAAAACAUCUGGAAGUAUUGAAGAAUACAUUAAACGGGAGUGAGCAUCAAGAAGACUCACUAGCACAAAAUGUUGAACCAGAGGUCAGGGCUCAGUCAGGGGUUCAUAGGAUGUUUGAAUGGGACAAAAGUGAAAGUAGUUCCAGAGUGAUGGCACACGGUAUAGUUGUGUUUGACACAGAGCCAGAGGAGGACAGCAGAAGCAGAGAGGAACGUGGAGACGAGAGAGUUGUUAGACGACAGAGUAAUGAUGAGGGUGAUUGCUGUGAGAGAGAGAGGAAGAAGGAAAUGACAGAAAAUGCGAGAUUGGUGAAGCAUGGAUGUGAUAAAAGAGAAGCUCUGAUGGGUGAAACAAAGAACUCAAAGCUUUUUGAUGUGGAUAGUUAUAAGAUAGAAGUUGAGAAACAGACUGAAGGAGGACUUGAAAACAGAGUGAUGGACAACGAAAAAGAGGAGGAAAAUGUGCCAAAAUUUCAGGAAGGGCAGGAGAGAAAGUCAGGUAAAGAACAAGAGGAAGAUGAUAAGGAUGAGGAGAGGGAAACUAAGCAAAGUGUUGUGAAUUUAGAACGUUUCAAGGUAGGAGUACAUGAAGUAAUAAUAACUGAUGAGACUGUAUAUGAAACUAGAAUAAACAUCAAAGGAGGAAAUGACGGGAAAGAAAAUGGCCCAAACAUGGAAGAAUUAACUCGUGAAGAUGACAAGGAAGAAUCCAGUGAUGAAGUCAUGACUUCUGAAGUUAUUGCAGCGGAGCGACAAGACAGGAACCUUAAGAUUAAGAGACGUGAACACACUGGCAACACGGCAACAAUAGCCGGUAAAACGGCCCCCAAAAAUGACACUAAUGGAGGUGUUAAUGUCCGUGGUGUUGAAAGCGGUUGGACUCCUGCCUGUACUGCAACUUCUCAGUCAUUCAGAGAGGGGGGAUUCAUCCCUCAAUCCUCAGCUGCUCCUUGUGACAUAACCCCAUUAGAGCUGGAGAUGCUCUUGGUCCUGUGGAUCCUGCUCUACUGCUGCUUCAUCUUCUGAGUCCCCCUGCAGUGCACCCUUCUUAUUAAGAUAUGCUUAUUAGCCCAGUUUCCACUAACAAGCCGAACAAGGACACUUAGGGCUGGAUUGACUCUUUAUCUGGGUCACACAAUUCCCCUCAAGGCAACACUUCAUGACUGUGUUUGCUUUUUGCUGCCAGCAGAAAUGAUUAGUCAUUUGGGUUUCAGAUAAAACACAGCACUAUUGCUGUUAGCCCCAUUAAUACACAUUUUGUCAGCUACUCUGUCUUACCCUGCACACACGACCGGACAUGGGAUGUGAGGUGUUUGUUCAUGUCCAAAAUGCUCUGUGUAUUCAAUUUAUUUUUCAGGCAGAGAUCCACCUUUCAAUUUAAAAUACUUUCAUUGAUUUUAUAAACCACAUGGUGGCGUCGCAGCAUCACAGCAACUGUCACACGGCGUCGACUGCUGAGA
Anarrhichthys ocellatus (wolf-eel) is the source of this 3114-nucleotide messenger RNA. RefSeq names its product calmin b (gene clmnb). Gene Ontology annotation, molecular function: actin filament binding. The transcript is spliced from 9 exons. The record is from RefSeq and is a predicted model, not a curated record. Gene Ontology annotation, biological process: nuclear migration. The coding region runs from base 128 to 2680 and encodes 850 amino acids. Gene Ontology annotation, cellular component: nuclear outer membrane; meiotic nuclear membrane microtubule tethering complex; cytoplasm. NCBI's taxonomy places the organism in Eukaryota, Metazoa, Chordata, Actinopteri, Perciformes, Anarhichadidae.